This is a messenger RNA of Tupaia belangeri chinensis (Chinese tree shrew), 591 nucleotides long. RefSeq names its product coiled-coil-helix-coiled-coil-helix domain containing 10 (gene CHCHD10). Lineage: Eukaryota; Metazoa; Chordata; Mammalia; Scandentia; Tupaiidae. Gene Ontology annotation, cellular component: mitochondrion; nucleus. The record is from RefSeq and is a predicted model, not a curated record. Gene Ontology annotation, biological process: mitochondrion organization.
CCCCCGCCGUGACAAGCGCUGCAGAGUUCGUCCCCAAGACAGAAUCGCUGCUACUGGUCGUCGUCUCUAAGCUCGGGAAUCCCACUGCCACCACCAUGCCCCGGGGAAGCCGCAGUGCGGCCGCCCGGCCAGUCAGUGGGGUAGCCGUGGGCUCGGCUGUGGGACACGUCGUGGGCAGCGCCCUGACCGGAGCCUUCAGCGGGGGAAGUUCGGAGCCGGCCCAGCCUGCGGCCCAGCAGGCACCAGCCCGCGCUGCCCCCCAGCCCCUGCAGCUGGGGCCCUGCGCCUACGAGAUCAGGCAGUUCCUGGACUGCUCGACCACUCAGAGCGACCUGUCACUGUGUGAGGGCUUCAGCGAGGCCCUGAAGCAGUGCAAGUAUAACCACGGUCUGACCUCCCUGCCCUGAAGAGACAGGUGUGAGCUCAUGAGUCCCCUCUGAGGCCACAGCCCCGUCCCCCCCUCACCGACAGCUGGACCACGAGCCAGAUUGUACCCGUGUAGCCGGGAUUAGGAGUAUGGAGGGGGUCUUCCACCCCACAGAUAACCCGAGAUACAAACGUGCAAUUAAAAAGAGUAUAUUUUAGACCAAA